AUGCGCUUUUUCGCACCCAUCGCGCUUCUCGCGGCCACUGCAUGCGCGGCGCCUUCCAAGAGAUCGGUCACGUGCGAGUUUCCUACCGACGAAGGCCUAGUUGAAAUUACGCCCACUCUGCUGAACGCCGGCUGGGCGCUUUCGCCCGACCAGGAAUGCAGUGCCGGCUCGUACUGCCCCUACGCGUGUCCGCCCGGCCAACUCAUGAACCAAUGGGACCCGGAGUCCACCUCGUACACGACCUCCGAGUCCCAGAAUGGAGGCUUGUAUUGCGAGUCUGACGGCUCGUGGUCCAAGCCCUUCGACCGCUCGUUUUGCACCAAUGGCACGAACACCGUGUACGUGGACAACAGCGCCAGCGACAUGGUUGCCUUUUGCCAGACCGUGCUUCCUGGAAACGAGGCCAUGCUCAUCCCCACCAGCGUAGGUGCAGGCGACCUCCAGGUUUUGGCUGUUCCUUCCGAAGACUACUGGGCGUCCACGGCGGCCCACUACUACAUCAACCCGUUGGGCGUGUCCACGGACGAAGGCUGUGUGUGGGGCUCCAGCGACAACCCGUACGGAAACUGGGCGCCAUAUGUGGCCGGGGCCAAUACUGACAGCGACGACAACACGUACGUGAAGAUCGGCUGGAACCCCAUUUACAUCGAGACGUUCACGGACUUGCCCAGCUUCGGGCUCCGCAUCACGUGCGAGGACGAAAGCGCGUGCAACGGCUUGAGCUGUGAAAUCGACCCUAGUGUGCUGGGUUUCAACGGCGUGUCUUCUGACGAUGCGGCCGUGGCCGACGGAGCCGCCUACUGUAUUGUGACCACUACCAACUUGGCCGUCGCUAAGAUCGAGGUGUUCGAAGUAUAG
This is a messenger RNA of Metschnikowia bicuspidata var. bicuspidata NRRL YB-4993, 858 nucleotides long. RefSeq lists its product as uncharacterized. Lineage: Eukaryota; Fungi; Ascomycota; Pichiomycetes; Serinales; Metschnikowiaceae. The record is from RefSeq and is a predicted model, not a curated record. The transcript has a single exon. The coding region runs from base 1 to 858 and encodes 285 amino acids.